UCGCUCAGCUGCCAGUGAACAGAAUGUACCAGACUGGAGCAGAGCUGCAAGUGAAAACAGCACGGACAGGGACUCUUCACCAGAUUCAUUUAGUUGAUGAUUGUAACAUUUCACCCCAGUGCUGUGUCAGGGAUCAGUGCCGCAGGACUGAAUGGGUUUGGAGGGCACACUAUGACUGACUGAUUCUCCUGUUCGUAGUUCUCCUUGACGAGCCAGAGAAGAACAACACAGUAAGAAACAAAGCUCCUGGCCACAAGGUUUGGCUUCAGGGGCUCAUGGAAAAUCAGCCCUUUCAUCGUUUAAGAAAGAACCGGAGCUCUGAAAAGGGGAAUGCCAUGGGAACACACCUGCCUGACAGCUUCACCCCGGGGAAGCCGAAGCCGUCCAAGGAGCGGAAGCCAAUGAUUGGUGCACUACUUGUCGGGCUCAUCUUGUUCAUUUCGGCGGUGGUGGCUUGGUGCUACUACAUGGCGUCUAUCAGGAAGGCAGAGCGGCUAAAGAUGGAAUUGAUGGACCUGAGGAAGGAUGGGUUCAUCAUCAAAAACCACAACGGGGAGGUGGUCUUCAGACUGGCCUUCCAGUCGGGCACCCUUGACCUGGAGUCCUGCUCGAAAGAAGGGGAAAUUUUAACCUGCACCAGGUCGGACAGAGGGAAGCUGAAUUUCUUCAUUCAGACGGUCAAGCCCAAGGACACGGUGAUGUGCUACCGCGUCCGCUGGGAGGAGUUUGUGGUGGACACGGUGGUUGAGCACACCAUGUUUUGGGAGGACGCUCACUGGUACGGGGGCUGUGAAAUGAGCGUCCAGCACUGGCCAAUCAGACUCCCAGGGUACCAGGAGCCCAUGCCCUUUGUGACGAGCGACGUGUAUUCCUUCAGGGGCAGCUUUGGAGGCAUCUUGGAAAGGUACUGGCUGUCCUCGAAAGCGGCGGCUAUAAAGAUCAAUGACUUGGUGCCCUUCCACCUGGGGUUUAACGCCAGUGAACGGUCGCUCUUCUUUCAAGCCAGAUAUAAGGAUUCUCCCUACAAACCUCCCUUUGGGCAGCAGCCUUUCCCGGAGCUGAGCUACCGUGUCUGCGUUGGCUCGGAUGUGACCUCCAUUCACAAAUACAUGGUGCGCAGGUACUUUAACAAGCCUUCUAAGAUUCCAUCAGAAAACGCCUUCCGGUACCCAAUCUGGUCUACGUGGGCUCUGUACAAAAAUGAUAUUGACCAGGAUAAG
Chrysemys picta bellii (western painted turtle) is the source of this 1220-nucleotide messenger RNA. The record is from RefSeq and is a predicted model, not a curated record. NCBI's taxonomy places the organism in Eukaryota, Metazoa, Chordata, Testudines, Emydidae.